This is a messenger RNA of Chironomus riparius, 756 nucleotides long. Lineage: Eukaryota; Metazoa; Arthropoda; Insecta; Diptera; Chironomidae. The record is from the annotation of a GenBank genome assembly.
AUGUCAAAAAUAUUCACACCAACAAAUCAAAUUCGUCUUACUAAUGUUGCAAUUGUUAGAAUUAAGAAGCAUGGAAUGCGUUUUGAGAUUGCCUGCUAUAAAAACAAGGUGCAGUCAUGGAGAGCACAAACCGAGAAAGAUCUAGGCGAAGUGUUACAGACUGAGACAGUCUUCACGAAUGUCAGUAAAGGACAAGUAGCUAAGAAAGAGGAUUUAAUUAAGGCAUUUGGUAAAGAUGAUCACGUUGAGAUUUGUAAAGAAAUCCUAACAAAAGGAGAACUUCAAGUCAGUGAGAAGGAACGUCAUGCUAAUCUUGAAUCAACAUUUAAGGAAAUAGCAACAAUGGUAGCUGAUAAAUGUGUCAAUCCUGAGACUAAUCGUGCAUAUCCAGUAACAAUUAUUGAGAAAGCUAUGAAGGAUGCUCAUUACUCAAUAAAACCGAGCAAAAAUGUCAAAUCUCAAGCACUGGAUGUCAUUAAACUUCUCAAAGAGAACAUGCCAAUCGAGAAGGCACAAAUGCGGGUCAAAAUCAAUGUCACUAAUUGCAAAGAUAAGAAGCUUCGAUUUGAUGAACUUCCAAAACUUUUGAAGGUCAAGGAAAGUGAGAAUUGGUCAGGUGCUAAUGGUCAAAUUACGGCUUUAAUUGAUCCAGGAAAUUUCAAAGUCAUUGAGGCAUUGCAUUCAACUAGUCGUGGGGAAGUAACAAUUGAAGUCCUGGAUCUUAAGCACAUGAAUAUUGAUGAAGAAAUUAUGUAG